This is a messenger RNA of Planococcus citri (citrus mealybug), 1092 nucleotides long. RefSeq names its product protein takeout-like. The transcript has 7 exons. Bases 186 to 950 code for a protein of 254 amino acids. NCBI's taxonomy places the organism in Eukaryota, Metazoa, Arthropoda, Insecta, Hemiptera, Pseudococcidae. The record is from RefSeq and is a predicted model, not a curated record.
GUGUGUCCAGUUUAGUCUCUUCUUCGGUGUGUAGAAAACGCGAAGUACAUAAUUCUUUCUAUGUAGCGUGAACAGGUUCGCCGUUGUUGUUAACUUUACUUCUGUGCUCGCAUUUAGGUCACCGAUCAUCUUUAUCUCGGCCAUUUCACUUACCUUCCGCAAUCAGGAAUUGAAAAUAUUUCAAAAUGGGUUUCACAUUGAAGUCAUGCUUCAUAAGCUUAUUCAUCACAGUUCACCUUGCAAUGGGCCAACAAAAAUCUCAGAGGGAAUUGAGUCAAAUUAUACUCACUUGUCAUAAAAAUGAUCCAAAAUUGAACGAAUGUCUGACUCAUUCAGCUAAUCACUUGGCAACUCAAUUCAGACGAGGUAUUCCAGAAUUAGGAAUUGGUGAUGUUGAACCUGUAACAAUUGAUGAAAUUCAUUUAUCUCUCGGAUCUGGACCAAAUGGAUACAGAGCAACUUUCAGAGAUAUUGAAGCCUAUGGCGUUAGUAAUUUAACAGUUAAUUCUGUCAGAUCAGAUUUAAAUACAAUGCAAUUCCAGUUGAGUUUUACUAUUCCUAAAAUAUCAGCCCUUGCUAAAUAUCGUAGUUCUGGUGUUUUAAUCAUGGUUCAAGCUUCAGGUGGUGGAGAUUACUGGGGAGAAUAUGAUGGUGUGCGAGCCAAAGUCUACAUCAAGGGAAAUACUGUUGCUAGAAAUGGGUACAGAUAUCUCGAAUUGGAUGACCUGAAAAUGGAUUUCAGUGUAAAAGAUAUCCAAAUGGGUAUUAAAAAUAUUCACAAUGGAAACACAAUUAUUGAGGCUGCUUUGAACUUAUUUAUCAACUCUAAUUCUCAAGAAUUGUUGAAGGAAAUGAAACCAUCAAUUAAAAAGAAAUUAGUUGCUCAAAUGAAACACUUUGUCAGUAAUCUUUUCUCUCAAGUACCUGUUGACUAUUGGAUUGAAGGAUAAAAAUUUCUCACAGGUGUUUCCUAGUUGUGUGAAUAUGGCUAAUCAAAAAAAAAAAAAAAUUUGAUGCAUUUGUUAUUAUAUAUUUGGCUCCAAGAAGAUAAUGCCUAUAAAAUUUAUUUAUAAGAAUAAGAACUCAGAAAUU